GGGUAUUAAUCCCAAACCGCUUGCGUAGGACCUAUGACUUCAUUGUGGAUAAAAUUUCGACUUUCUUCGGAAUAAAUAAUCCGAUAAAGAUUUGCACUGAUUUCGAACGUCGUCUGCAUGGAAGCCUCACAGCUUCUUUUCCGGAGACAACUGUCCAAACGACCUAUCAUUCUUACUGUUGGGCUUUAUUAAUGGAAGCUGAAAUGCGGGGACUUUUGCCAUUCAAUAUCGACGUAAAAAUUAUCUUCAAAAAAUUAGUUGCCUUGAGCUGUUUGCCGGCAGAAGAUAUUCCGGCUAUGUUUUUUGAAAUAAAAAAUUCAGCAUCACCAGCAGUUCAAGCUACUUUGAGGGAAUUUUUCGAUUAUUUUGAAAAUUCUUGGAUUAAUGGUGUAACUCCGAGAUUAUUUAGUUUUUACGAGAAGUUGGAGGUGAUGACAGACUGUGGAGUAACUGGUCAAGUUUCAUUGUGCCAAUCUCUAAGUAUUGAUGGUAAUAUCUGGGCAUUUACCCAGCAAAUCCUUAAAAUCUCCAAUCAAUCGACAAAAGACUUCGAAAAAAUACAACGGCAGCAAAGAAUAAAUGUAACACCGCGAGUGCGGCCUGUAAUUAAGCGGGAUAAAAUGGAGCGUGCUUGGAAGAUGUUCGCAACACGGAAGAUUACUCUUUCCCGACUAUUUCAGCUGGCGACUAUUUUAGUCAGUGAACACGUUGAGAUGCUACUGUACCGCAAUGACUUCACGUUUGUUGAUUGUGAGCUACUUUCUCCUAACGAGAUGGCAAAUGACGCCGAAUUUGAAGGUAUUUCCUAA
Molecule: messenger RNA, 809 nt
Organism: Cotesia congregata
Lineage: Eukaryota; Metazoa; Arthropoda; Insecta; Hymenoptera; Braconidae
Source: the annotation of a GenBank genome assembly